Molecule: messenger RNA, 690 nt
Organism: Lolium rigidum
Lineage: Eukaryota; Viridiplantae; Streptophyta; Magnoliopsida; Poales; Poaceae
Product: probable 2-oxoglutarate-dependent dioxygenase AOP1.2
Exons: 3
Coding region: 1-690 (229 amino acids)
Molecular function (GO): dioxygenase activity
Source: RefSeq, a predicted model, not a curated record
AUGUCAUCCUCGCAGCCCCCGGCUCUGAUGCUCCCUCCGCGGGUUGACCUCGAGAGGGACGAUUCUAGCACGAUGGUCCGUGGCACGCCGGAGUGGCUGCGAGAGACGCUGAUGUGGACGGCCGGAGAGAUGGCGUCGCUGGCGCGUGCGAUCCUUGCCAUGGUCGUCGACAGCUACGGCAUCUCGCAACGCUGCGACGAGAUCGUCGGCGCCACGGACAUCAACUUCCGCAUGCUCAGGUACUGCGUGGACUCCUCUCGGACGUCGCCCGACGAGGAGCCGGCCGUCGGCCUCGCCGAGCACGUGGACGGGAGCUACCUGACCGUGCUGUUCCAGAACGACGUGGACGGCUUCGAGCUGAAGACGAGGGGCGGCGGCGACUUUGUGAGGGUGCGCCCUGCAGGCCCCGAUUCCCUCCUCGUCGUCGCCGGCCAGCCACUGGUGGCUUGGAGCAACGGGAGGGUGCACGCGCCGUUGCACAGGGUGGCCGUCGGCGGGCGUGAGGACCGGCUGUCCUGCGGCGUGUUCCUGCUGCCGAGCAAGGACCUCGUCGUCGUCGACGCGCCACCGGAGCUGGUCACCGCGGACGCACCGCGCCGGUUCAGGCCGUUCGCUUACAUGGACUACCUCAGGUUCAAGCACGCCGCCGGCAACGGCGAGGACGUGCUCGACCGCUUCGCCGGGAUGUAA